This is a messenger RNA of Xiphophorus maculatus (southern platyfish), 1000 nucleotides long. RefSeq lists its product as uncharacterized. NCBI's taxonomy places the organism in Eukaryota, Metazoa, Chordata, Actinopteri, Cyprinodontiformes, Poeciliidae. The transcript is spliced from 7 exons. The coding region runs from base 5 to 1000 and encodes 331 amino acids. The record is from RefSeq and is a predicted model, not a curated record.
GUUGAUGCUCCUGGAUAUGGCAGGUCUGUGUGGUGUUAUCUUCAUGAUAUGGGCUGUAAAUGCCCUGGUCGCGGCUGAACCCGAAACAGAACCAAAGUGUUCCUACAGUGUUGAGAAUGUCAAGUUUGGCCUAAAGAUAAAGAUGAUAGAUUCUACUCCUGGUGACUACAUCAUAUAUGUUGCUGAGGUCGGAGGUCCAUUUGAAAGAAAAGGCCUUUUUUCCUCCACCAGUAAAAACUCAAGUCAUGACAUCAAACUUCUGAAGCCGUGCACUGAAUAUGAGCUACGUGUCACAUUUAGUGGCUCCAAUGGUACAGAAAUAUCCUGCAACAAAACUGAAAAUAAAACAACAACAAAAACAACUGGAAUGACUAAAGAAGAAAUUAAAAACGGUUCCUGCUCUCCUGGAUAUUUCUGUUACCGAAGUGAAUGGAACAUCAGCAAAUUACUAUCAGAAAACAACAAGGUUUCAGUUGAAGACUUUAACAAUGGAUCAUAUCGUUUCAAACAUGCUUAUGACGACAUGUGUUCAGAUUUAGUUUUGAAGUUUCCUACAAAAAACUGCUCAGACGCCACAUUUACCAUAUCUGAAAACUUCAAUGUUGAUUUUAUUAAUCCAAAUGACAUAAACCAGACUAAACCUGAUAAACUUCCUGCAAAGAUAAACGCAAAAUUACCUUCAAGCUGUAAAAAUCUCAGUGUUGAGUAUAAUUGUUCAGGAAUCAACAAUGACUCUGUUGAACUUUCUGACAUGAAGCCGUUCACAAACUACAGCUGUACUGGUGACAUCAAGAUGAACAAUGGCUCCAUAAUUCAGACACUUCCACCUGUCCAGUUCAACAUUAACUGUGAUUUUACAGUAAACAACCUGAAGACCAGUUCAACCAAUACUUCCAUUGAGCUGAACUGGGAAACAAUGAGUGAUAAUUGUCAAAAUGUUCUCAACAAACUGGAUGAUCUCUCUUAUCACUGCAGCUGUCAGCAAGAGAAAGGCAAGUGA